AUGAGAUAUGGUUCACACAGAUAUCUUGGAAUGACUUUGGAUUUCUUGGUGAAAGGAAAACUCAAGAUCCGCAUGGACGACUAUGUCAAGAAUAUGUUGGAAGAUUUUCCUAUCAAGUUCAACAAGGAUUCAAAGCAGGAAACACCAGCUGCUAACGCUUUAAUGGAGGCUGGUAAAGGAAAGUUACUCAAUGCUGAGUACCCUCAAAUCUUUCAUACUACUGUUGCAAGGGGACUUAUGUCUCUAAGAGAGCUCGUUUGGAUAUCCAUCCAACAAUUACUAUUCUUGCCUCAAGAGUUUGAGAACCUGAGUCUGAUUGGAAGAAGUGUGUUCGCAUGA
Messenger RNA from Cylindrotheca closterium, 339 nucleotides. NCBI's taxonomy places the organism in Eukaryota, Bacillariophyta, Bacillariophyceae, Bacillariales, Bacillariaceae. The record is from the annotation of a GenBank genome assembly.